Carlito syrichta (Philippine tarsier) is the source of this 2818-nucleotide messenger RNA. RefSeq names its product charged multivesicular body protein 7 (gene CHMP7). Lineage: Eukaryota; Metazoa; Chordata; Mammalia; Primates; Tarsiidae. Gene Ontology annotation, biological process: vesicle budding from membrane; late endosome to vacuole transport via multivesicular body sorting pathway. Gene Ontology annotation, cellular component: ESCRT III complex; multivesicular body; cytoplasmic side of plasma membrane. The record is from RefSeq and is a predicted model, not a curated record. Bases 68 to 1420 code for a protein of 450 amino acids. The transcript is spliced from 10 exons.
GGGAACUAGGGCGGAAGGGGAUCACCGCCAGGGUUGUGUUCGGAGCCUCGCCGGGGCUGGGGUUCCGAUGUGGUCCCCAGAGCGGGAGGCCGAGGCCCCGGCCGGGGGAGAGCCGGCGGGCCUACUGCCCCCCGAGUGGGAGGAGGAUGAGGAGCGCAUGUCCUUCCUGUUCUCCGCCUUCAAGAGGAGUCGCGAGGUGAACAGCACCGACUGGGACAGCAAGAUGGGCUUCUGGGCGCCGUUGGUGCUGAGCCACAGCCGCCGCCAGGGGGUGGUGCGCCUGCGUCUGCGGGACUUGCAAGAGGCCUUUCAGCGCAAGGGUAGCGUCCCGCUGGGGCUGGCCACGGUGCUGCAGGACCUCUGCAGCCGAGGGGAGCUGCAGCGGGAAUCAGACUUCAUGGCCAGUGUAGACAGCAGCUGGAUCUCCUGGGGGGUCGGGGUCUUCCUGCUGAAGCCUCUCAAGUGGACUCUUUCUAACAUGCUGGGGGAUAAUAAGGUUCCAGCCGAAGAGGUACUUGUGGCUGUGGAGCUGCUUAAGGAAAAGGCUGAGGAGGUGUAUCGUCUGUAUCAGAACUCGCCUCUCUCCUCCCACCCCGUGGUGGCCCUGUCGGAGCUGAGCACCCUCUGUGCUAACUCCUGCCCAGAUGAGAGAACCUUCUACCUAGUGUUGCUGCAGCUGCAGAAGGAGAAGAGAGUCACAGUCCUCGAGCAGAAUGGGGAAAAGAUUGUGAAGUUUGCCCGGGGGCCACAUGCCAAGGUCUCUCCUGUCAACGACGUAGAUGUUGGGGUGUACCAGCUGAUGCAGAGUGAACAGCUUCUCUCACGCAAAGUGGAGUCCUUAUCCCAGGAAGCUGAGAGGUGUAAAGAAGAAGCGCGCCGGGCAUGCCGAGCAGGAAAGAAACAGCUGGCACUCAGGUCCCUCAAGGCCAAGCAACGGACGGAGAAACGCAUCGAGGCCUUACAUGCCAAGCUGGACACAGUUCAAGGCAUCCUGGACCGGAUCUACGCCUCCCAGACAGAUCAGAUGGUUUUUAAUGCCUACCAGGCUGGAGUAGGAGCACUAAAACUCUCCAUGAAAGAUGUCACAGUGGAGAAGGCAGAGAGCCUUGUGGAUCAGAUCCAAGAGCUCUGUGACACCCAGGAUGAGGUUUCUCAGACUCUGGCUGGUGGGGUGACCAAUGGCUUAGAUUUUGACAGUGAGGAACUGGAGAAGGAAUUGGACAUCCUCCUUCAGGACACCACCAAAGAACCUUUGGAUCUGCCCGACAACCCCCACGAGACAUUUUAUACCAACAGUGUGCCUAAACCUAGGAUCUCGGAUGCUGAACUUGAAGCUGAACUUGAGAAACUAUCCUUAUCAGAGGGAGGUUUGGUCCCAAGCAGUAAAUCUCCGAAAAGACAAUUGGCACCUACUGUCUAAAGCCAUUGUAGGACCCUCAAUUGAAGGACCGUCGUGUAAAAGAGAGACCAGGCUUGUGUGUGUGUACAUAGUUAUUUAAAUGAGAAACUCAGAAUUUGUUGGGAAGAGGAGGAAGGAGAACCACUGAUGUAUCUGGAUGCUACCACUUACUACAGGACAGAUAGAAUUUCUGGAAGCGAUGCUCCAAAGGCUUGCUCCCAGCUAUAUCAUGGACCUGCCUUCUCAUCUUUAUAGUGCCACAAUUUAUACAGUUCUGUGUUUGACCUGUCGUCUCUCAUAGCCUGCAGUUCUUGCCAUUGGCUCAGUUAGGUUUGUCUUCACCCACCAGCUUCGUUCUAGCCCAUGGAGGUAAAAGAUUUGCAGCUUUGCCAAAUCAAAAUCAGUCCUCCCCCACCCCAUGGCUUUUUAGAGGGGUUUAUCCUAUCCGUGAUGUCAGUUCAAUAACUUAUUCCUGCCCCACUUGAUUUUGACUGAUAAUGAGACGAAUGAGAAUGAAACAUUUAAAAGUUUUAUUUGAGGGGACUUAGCUGCCAUUUUACGCAGAAAUAUACAGUGUAAAAGAUUUCUCUGUAGGGUCAUUUGUCAAAAUCCUCCAGAUGUUCAGAAAGAGAGGUUGCCCCGAGUGGCUCAGUCAUGACAGUGGGGAGGGGCUCAUGUGGUCAGUGGGCACCGCCUCUUCCGUCUUAUGCAGAAGAUCUGCCGAUGGAGAAAAGGAUAUUCUGGGUCUUUGGCCUUUGAGUGGGGAGUGGCCCAGAUGACCAUAAGGCCCCAAGAGCUCCAAGCCCAUGUGCUUUUUUGAAGAGGCCCCAUCAUGGAAUAACUUAAAUUUUAAAAAAUACGUAUUUUUUCCAGAACAAGCCACACAACACACUUCCCCUCCUUGAGCCUUGCACACACCAGCAGGCUCUCUGUUUUCAUUUGGAAAAUAUUUUGCUGUAGCCCGCUGCUCAGGGCAGGGGUCUGCGCCAGGAUGUGCAAUAGAAGCAGGAGGCCAUGCCCUUCUGCCGGAUCGGCUGUGUGCUUCCCGGGCCCAGCCCUGCACCUGCCCCUGCCUCUUGCAGUCCCAGGCUCCUGCUUCCUUUGAGGAACUGGGGAGGGGACCAUGGAGGGACCGACAGGAGAGGGUCUGAAUGCUUGGGCAACAGGGAGAAGAAAAGGUAGCCACACUGCCACUGCUGCCCAGGCACAAGGAUUUCUGCCUGGAGCCCUUUGCCCUGUCCCUUCUGCCCGAGGCGACGUGGCGCAGAGGAGAAGAAUUUGCUCCAGGCCAGGAGCACGAAUCACUGUUCAACAAAUUUCUCUCCCACUCGACCUUGGUCAGCGGAAUGUUGGGGGUGAAGAGAAACAAUCACUAUUUUUUCUUUUUUAUCUGGUAAAUAAUUAAAAGAAAAAACCGUG